This is a messenger RNA of Gallus gallus (chicken), 2916 nucleotides long. RefSeq names its product envelope glycoprotein gp95-like. The transcript has a single exon. The record is from RefSeq and is a predicted model, not a curated record. NCBI's taxonomy places the organism in Eukaryota, Metazoa, Chordata, Aves, Galliformes, Phasianidae. Bases 1654 to 2496 code for a protein of 280 amino acids.
UGCUGGCAUUCUGGAGAAGGCUCUAGCCUGUCGUACGGCCCCUGUUGCUAUUUUGCAUAUGCGCAGUCACUCUGAGGUGCCAGGCUUUUUUACAACAGGUAAUGCAGUGGCAGACAAGACCGCCAGUACGCAGGUUUUCACAGCCCAGGAAGCCCGUGAUCUCCAUUCUACUCUUCAUAUAGGAGCCCGAGCACUCUCUAGAGCUUAUUCUAUCCUAAUAUCUGUUGCGCACAAUGUUGUUCAGGCUUGCCCUCAUUGUAACUCAGCACCCGUCAUAGGGGCCGGGGUUAACCCCCACAGCCUAGGGCCAUUACAGAUAUGGCAAACAGAUUUCACCUGGGAACCUCAUCUAUCGCCUUGUCCAUGGCUAGCGGUUACAGUAGAUACCUCCUCUACCGUCAUUGUAGCCACACAACAUGCUAAGUCCAAUUCAACAUCAGCACAGAAUCAUUGGGCAACUGCUAUCGCCAUACUUGGCCUGCCUAGCCAGAUUAAGACAGACAACGGAUCGUGUUUCAUCUCACGGUCGACACAGGAAUGGCUAGCAGUGUGGGGAAUCUCCCAUAUUACGGGCAUCCCUGGCAAUUCCCAGGGUCAGGCAAUAGUAGAGCGCGCCAAUCGCCUUCUCAAGGAUAAGAUACGUGUCUUUGGGGAGGGGGAAGGAUACAGGGACAGGAUACCUGUCAGCAGACAGGCUGAGCUCCUGGCGAAAGCCCUAUACGCAUUAAAUCAUUUUGAGCGUGGUGACAGCAAGCGAACGUCAGUGCAGAAGCAUUGGCAGCCAAAAGUCUUAGAUGAAGGGCCCCCAGUCAAAGUAAAGACAGAUAGCGGACAAUGGGAAGAAGGAUGGAGGAUAUUGGUGUGGGGCAGGGGGUAUGCUGCAGUAAAACAUGUGGAAACAGGAAAAAUUGUAUGGACUCCAUCACAGAAGGUUAAACCGGAUCUCGGAAAGGACAUCUGAAAUUAUAACUCGUUCCGUAUUUGUGUAAUAAGCAAGACAAGAGUUCCCUUUUGCAGAAGCUGCUGGUGGGAAGGCUGAAGCCAACUCCAGAACAACCGGAGGAUGGACAACAGGAUCGAGAGCCACUCAUCAAGAGGAGAGCCACACCUAUAGCGCCGAUACUUCUGAUGCUACUGUUUAUGGUAACGGGGGGGGAGGGGGUACACCUUGUACAACAGCCACACAAUGUUUGGGUCACGUGGGCGAAUCUCACAGGGCGGACAGACUUCUGUCUGGGCCUUCCGUCCGCUACCUCUCCUUUCCGUACCUGUUUAAUAGGUUUGCCAAAUUAUCAAUUGGAGGAGUUUAAGGGACAUACGAUCAACUACAGUGUGUGUCGGAAUGAAACAGACGCUGCUACUCAAACGGCGUGUCUGAUUCGAUCAUUAAACCAUACCCUCCUCUGGGACCCCCAAGAAUUGGAUAUUUUAGGGUCUCAAAUGAUCAGGAAUGGAACAACACGUACGUGUGUCACCUUUGGUUCAAUGUGCUAUACAGAGAAUGAUCGUAGUAGAGUCUGUCACAAUUUUGAUGGGAAUUUUGAUGGGACUGGUGGGGUGGAGGCAGAAUUGCGUGACCUUAUAGUGAGAUGGGGUAAUAAUGACCCUCGUAUAAAACCUUAUGCUAACUGAUCAUGGACGGUGGUGAGUCCGAUGAACAUGGAGAGUUUUUCAAUAGCUGGUGCGUAUUGUGGCUUCACAAAGAACGAAACUCAUUAUUAUAAAGGGGAUUCUUCUGAUUGGUGUAGAUCAAAAGGAGGGAAAUGGUCAGAGGGACACAGAAAUGGGAUAAUAUGCUCUGGGUGCAGUGGUAAUUGCACAGCAGAAUGGAACAAUUAUGCAUAUGGGUUCACCUUUAGGAGGAAGGUAUCGGAGGUAUUGUGGAAUAAUAAGACUGCUAAAGCACUCCCCCCAGGAAUCUUCUUGAUUUGUGGCGAUAGGGCAUGGCAAGGUGUCCCAGCUAAUUCUCUGGGAGGUCCGUGUUACUUAGGGAAGUUAACGAUGUUUGCUCCAAAUCACACAGGAUGGCUUAAUAUAUCUCGCAGUUUACAUCCUCGCAGGCGCCGUCGCAGCUCGAACCUAGGACCUGACUGUAAUGAUGAUAUUAGGAUGUGGGGCCUUACAGCACGUGUCUUCGCAUCGCUCUUCACACCAGGAGUGUCAGCAGUGAGGGCCUUAGCCCAGAUAGAAAGGUUGGCAUGUUGGUCGGUAAAACAGGCGAAUACGACCAUGCUUGUAUUAAACGCCAUGCUAGAAGAUCUUAAUAGUGUCCGUCAUGCACUGCUACAGAAUAGAGCAGCUAUUGACUUUUUGCUGUUGGCUCAAGGACAUGGAAGUGAGGAUGUCGAAGGAAUGUGCUGCUUUAACCUUAGUGAUCACAGCAUGUCAAUCCAUAAACAACUACAAUGGAUGCAAGAACACACGCAGAAGAUUAAAGAAGAAAGUGAUCCCUUCGGAAACUGGCUGAGUGGACUGUUUGGGGGAGUGGGUUCGUGAUUAAAGCAAUUGCUUAAAGCUCUCGCAGUAGGAUUUGCAAUUUUUGUGUGUAUUCUAAUCUGUCUUCCAUGCUUUGUAGGAUGCUUGUAGAACUGCCUUCAGCGAAUGAUGGACAAGACUUUUGACUAUCACACUGAGUAUCAUAGAUUGUGUGAAAAAUUAUAGAGGGGUUUAGGUUGUUGCGUUCGUGCUGUAACGGGGCAAGGCUUGGCCGAGCACGGGAAAGGAUUCCCUGUUGCUCUGAUGAUUGCUUAAGAAUUGUAGAAGAAGGUAUUAGGAAUAGUGUGCUGAAAUAUAUUUAGGAUUAGGCAUUUUGCACUUCUUCGCGAUGUACGGGUUAGGCGUGUGUGUAAGUAGUAUUCAGCUUAGGGAGGGGGAGAUGUUGUAGUAGGCAUCUUGCAGGGCUACGGGAUGUACGGG